AUGCGUUUUUCCACGGUCGCCGCUUUCGCCUGCGUGGUCAUCAGCGCCGCUGCAUUCGAGUAUCCGGAUUUUGUUCCCCUUCAUCGUCGUCAAGAGCCGGGCACUCCAGCAUACGACUGUCAUGCUAACUGCGGUGGUGUGAUCGUCUCUGCUCGCUCCGACGGGUUCUGCGACUCUAGCACCUUCAAGCAACAGCUUUCAGACUGCUUGAAAUGCGCAAAUGAAUUUAAGAUCUGGAAAUACUAUGGUAGUGCCGUGUCCAAGGCCGCCAAGUCAUGCGGACUGGAUUCCACUCCAGAAGAUGGGUCCUCCACCACCAUGCAAGCGAGCACUAGCAGUGCCGCCGAGAAAGAAACCACAACGUCCGAAGCGCAGACAUCCGCUGCAUCAGGCUCUAUUGUCACUUCCACAGUGCACAGUAUCGCCACGACUGCCUCGGUGACUGGAUCUAGCCACGGGGUGAUUCCUAUCCCCCCGCAGUCCGCAACUGUGAGUGGGUCUAUGACUCCGAGUGGAAAGACAACUGCUAGUACUAGUACUGCUUCUUCGUCUAUUCCUCUUUCCAACUCCGCUCCAAACUCUCACGGUAGUGUGUGGGUUGAGGCUUUGGUUGGAUCCUUUGCUGCGAUGGGGAUGGCAUUGUAA
Molecule: messenger RNA, 645 nt
Organism: Aspergillus tanneri
Lineage: Eukaryota; Fungi; Ascomycota; Eurotiomycetes; Eurotiales; Aspergillaceae
Exons: 3
Coding region: 1-645 (214 amino acids)
Source: RefSeq, a predicted model, not a curated record